AUGUCUGCAGAGGCCACCAUAGAGUGUUCUGGCACUUGCUGUGCGCGUGUCGUGUCUUGGAACCUCCUGGCACCGUCAUACUGCUCGGGGUCCUUCUUCAAGGAUGUCGACCCGGAAGCAUUGCGAUGGCCUCGCAGGGCCAUGCAAAUCAAGACGGUGCUGCAUGCUCUUGCCCCAACUAUACUGUGCCUCCAGGAGAUCGAGCUCGAUCGGCCUUUGGAGGAGCUGGGCCUGUCGCUUGGAUUCGCUUUAGGGUCCGUUCAGCGUCCCAAGCGGGCUAAUGGACUCGACCGUAAAGAUGGCUGUCUGAUCGCAUGGCAACGCGAGGCUUUCACCCUUGUCAGGCAGCAGCCAUUAUACUACGAUGACUUUCCACCGCCCCAGACCUGUCAGCAAGAGGACGGGAAUCCGAGUGGUCACGUGGCGUUGCUGGUCGAGCUGCAGCCCACGGAUGCACCUGCGGGAUGGACCGUGUUGGUGGCCACCACGCAUCUAGCGUGGAAUGACACGCGAGAGGACUUGCGAACACAUCAGGCGUUUGUGCUGCUGAAUACAUUGCUCACGUACCAGAACGAGUACACGAUCAUUUGCGGUGAUUUCAACAUGACACCACAGAGCCCUACGCACAGUCUUGUGAGCCAGUACUUCUACUCAGCUUAUCAGGACCUGGAGAGGCAAUUUGGGGAUGCCGGUGCUGUCACAACAACCAACGCGCUGGCGCGUGAUGGGCAGGGCUUUGCGGAGAUCAUCGACUAUUGCUGGAUUCGUUCCUCAGGAGGUUAUUGGGAUGCAUGGAAGGGCCAUCAGGGGCCCUGGGUACAGCGGCGACUUCCUUUGCCCUCCCGUGCUUGGCUGCGGUCCUUCUACGGCACUGCGCCCCAAUCGCCUCUGCCCACCCUCCUGGCUUCGGGACGCUGGCCCUCAGAUCACUUUCCCAUUGCGGUGGAUGUUGUUUUCUGGACUGACACGGGCUAG
Symbiodinium pilosum is the source of this 975-nucleotide messenger RNA. Lineage: Eukaryota; Dinophyceae; Suessiales; Symbiodiniaceae. The record is from the annotation of a GenBank genome assembly.